Raphanus sativus (radish) is the source of this 1239-nucleotide messenger RNA. Its product is annotated as probable aquaporin PIP2-6. Gene Ontology annotation, molecular function: water channel activity. Bases 82 to 948 code for a protein of 288 amino acids. The record is from RefSeq and is a predicted model, not a curated record. The transcript is spliced from 4 exons. Gene Ontology annotation, biological process: transmembrane transport. Gene Ontology annotation, cellular component: plasma membrane. Lineage: Eukaryota; Viridiplantae; Streptophyta; Magnoliopsida; Brassicales; Brassicaceae.
UAUGCACAUCAGCCACAUCCCUUCUCUCUCUCUCUAACUCUGUGGAAGCUACAUAAGUAUAUACCACAUAAAAAAUAAACAAUGUCGACAGACUUGACGGAGGAGGAGUCGUUGUCCGGCAAGGAUUACAAGGAUCCACCGCGUGUCAAGAUUUUCGAGGCGAGGGAGCUAGGAAAAUGGUCCUUCUAUAGAGCAGUCAUCGCUGAGUUCAUAGCUACUCUUCUCUUUCUAUACAUCACCGUCUUGACAGUCAUCGGUUUCAAGAGCCAGACGGAUCUCAAAACUGGCGGUGGGGCCUGCGCCAGCGUCGGCCUCCUGGGCAUCUCUUGGGCCUUCGGUGGCAUGAUCUUCAUCCUUGUCUACUGCACUGCCGGCAUCUCUGGUGGGCACAUUAACCCUGCAGUGACGUUUGGACUAUUCUUGGCUAGCAAGGUGUCGUUGGUGAGAGCUAUAUCCUACAUAGUGGCCCAGUGUCUCGGAGCCACUUGCGGAGUUGGUUUGGUGAAAGUCUUCCAGAAAACUUAUUACAACCGAUAUGGCGGUGGAGCCAACGUCCUCGCCGACGGAUACAACGUUGGUGUUGGUGUUGGUGCUGAGAUUAUCGGCACAUUUGUCCUUGUCUACACGGUCUUCUCCGCUACAGACCCUAAGCGUAAUGCCCGUGACUCUCACAUUCCUGUAUUGGCACCAUUGCCAAUUGGAUUUUCGGUGUUCAUGGUUCAUUUAGCCACAAUCCCAAUCACUGGAACUGGAAUUAACCCGGCUAGGAGUUUUGGAGCUGCAGUCAUCUACAACAAUCAAAAGGCUUGGGAUGAUCAAUGGAUCUUCUGGGUCGGUCCAUUUGUGGGAGCAGCAAUUGCAGCUUUGUACCACCAGUUUGUGUUGAGAGCUGGUGCUAUGAGGGCUUAUGGGUCAGUCAGGAGCCAGCUUCACGAGCUUCACGCUUAGAAUUUGAUUUUUUCAAAACUAUCUAAGAGGUGGAGAUUUCUUUGGGCCAGGAGGAAGGGGGAAAAAUAUCAAAAUAAUAAUUAAAAAAGAAUUUCUUGGUGAGUAACAUUUAGUGUAUUAUUUGUUGCUUUGAGGGGGAGGUUUGAGAGUGACUUUAUAUACCAGUUUGCUGUAUCCAAGCUUGUAGAAUGUAUGUUUCUAUUUGAUGUAUUUGUUAUAUAUAUUCUGUACUUGUCAACCCUUCUAUUUGUUGAAUGAUGUUUCAUAAUUAUAAAUUAUCUACUUCUUUAA